Messenger RNA from Orycteropus afer afer, 2844 nucleotides. RefSeq names its product ubiquitin specific peptidase 15 (gene USP15). The transcript is spliced from 22 exons. Lineage: Eukaryota; Metazoa; Chordata; Mammalia; Tubulidentata; Orycteropodidae. The coding region runs from base 1 to 2844 and encodes 947 amino acids. Gene Ontology annotation, molecular function: cysteine-type deubiquitinase activity. The record is from RefSeq and is a predicted model, not a curated record. Gene Ontology annotation, biological process: protein deubiquitination.
AUGGCGGAAGGCGGAGCGGCGGAUCUGGACACCCAGCGGUCUGACAUCGCGACGCUGCUCAAAACCUCGCUCCGGAAAGGGGACACCUGGUACCUAGUUGAUAGUCGCUGGUUCAAACAGUGGAAAAAAUAUGUUGGCUUUGACAGUUGGGACAAAUACCAAAUGGGAGAUCAAAAUGUAUAUCCUGGACCCAUUGAUAACUCUGGAUUACUCAAAGGUUUCUGCUUGGAAUCAAGUAAUUCAGAGGUGGUUGAACAGGGUAUGUUUGUAAAGCACUGCAAAGUAGAAGUAUAUCUUACAGAAUUGAAGCUCUGUGAAAAUGGAAAUAUGAACAAUGUUGUAACUCGAAGAUUUAGCAAAGCUGAUACAAUAGAUACAAUUGAAAAGGAAAUAAGAAAAAUCUUCAAUAUUCCAGAUGAAAAGGAGACCAGAUUGUGGAACAAAUAUAUGAGUAAUACAUUUGAACCACUGAAUAAGCCAGACAGCACCAUUCAGGAUGCUGGUUUAUACCAAGGACAGGUGUUAGUGAUAGAACAGAAAAAUGAAGAUGGAACAUGGCCAAGGGGUCCUUCUACUCCUAAGUCCCCAGGUGCAUCCAAUUUUUCAACUUUACCAAAGAUCUCUCCUUCAUCUCUAUCAAAUAAUUAUAACAACAUCAACAACAGAAAUGUGAAAAACUCAAAUUACUGUCUCCCAUCAUAUACUGCUUAUAAGAACUAUGAUUAUUCAGAACCUGGAAGAAACAAUGAACAACCUGGCCUCUGUGGCCUAAGUAACUUGGGAAAUACGUGUUUCAUGAACUCAGCUAUUCAGUGUUUGAGCAACACACCUCCACUUACAGAGUAUUUCCUCAAUGAUAAAUACCAAGAAGAACUGAAUUUUGACAAUCCCUUAGGAAUGAGAGGUGAAAUAGCUAAAUCAUAUGCUGAACUGAUCAAGCAAAUGUGGUCUGGAAAAUUUAGCUAUGUCACACCAAGAGCCUUUAAGACACAGGUAGGACGCUUUGCACCUCAAUUCUCUGGAUAUCAGCAGCAGGACUGUCAAGAACUAUUAGCUUUCCUUUUAGAUGGACUACAUGAGGAUUUGAAUAGAAUUAGAAAAAAACCAUACAUACAAUUGAAAGAUGCUGAUGGAAGGCCAGAUAAGGUGGUUGCUGAAGAAGCUUGGGAAAAUCAUUUAAAAAGAAAUGACUCUAUUAUAGUAGAUAUAUUUCACGGCCUUUUCAAAUCAACUUUAGUUUGUCCUGAGUGUGCUAAGAUUUCAGUAACAUUUGAUCCUUUUUGUUAUCUGACACUUCCAUUGCCCAUGAAAAAAGAACGUACCCUGGAAGUUUACUUAGUUAGAAUGGAUCCACUUACCAAACCUAUGCAGUACAAAGUGGUUGUCCCCAAAAUUGGAAACAUAUCAGAUCUUUGUAUAGCAUUAUCCACUUUGUCAGGAGUACCAGCAGACAAGAUGAUAGUUACUGAUAUAUACAAUCAUAGAUUUCACAGAAUAUUUGCUAUGGAUGAAAACCUUAGUAGUAUUAUGGAACGGGAUGAUAUUUAUGUGUUUGAAAUUAAUAUCAAUAGGACAGAAGAUACAGAGCAUGUGAUUAUUCCUGUUUGCCUAAGAGAAAAGUUUAGACACUCAAGUUACACCCACCAUACUGGUUCUUCACUCUUUGGUCAGCCUUUUCUUAUGGCUGUACCACGAAAUAAUACUGAAGAUAAACUCUAUAAUCUCCUGCUUUUGAGAAUGUGCCGUUAUGUCAAAAUAUCUACUGAAACUGAAGAAACUGAAGGAUCCCUACACUGCUGUAAGGACCAAAAUAUCAAUGGGAAUGGCCCAAAUGGCAUACAUGAAGAAGGCUCACCAAGUGAAAUGGAAACAGAUGAGCCAGAUGAUGAAUCCAGCCAGGAUCAAGAGCUUCCCUCAGAGAAUGAAAACAGUCAGUCUGAAGAUUCAGUUGGAGGAGAUAAUGAUUCUGAAAAUGGAUUAUGUACUGAGGAAACUUGCAAAGGUCAACUCACAGGGCACAAAAAACGAUUGUUUACAUUCCAGUUCAACAACUUAGGCAAUACUGAUAUCAACUACAUCAAAGAUGAUACCAGACAUAUAAGAUUUGAUGAUAGGCAGCUAAGGCUAGAUGAAAGAUCUUUUCUUGCUUUGGAUUGGGAUCCUGAUUUGAAAAAAAGAUACUUUGAUGAAAAUGCCGCUGAGGAUUUUGAAAAACAUGAAAGUGUGGAAUAUAAACCUCCAAAAAAACCCUUUGUGAAAUUAAAAGAUUGCAUUGAACUUUUUACAACAAAAGAAAAGCUAGGUGCUGAAGAUCCCUGGUAUUGCCCAAAUUGUAAAGAACAUCAGCAAGCCACUAAAAAGUUAGAUUUAUGGUCCCUGCCUCCAGUACUUGUGGUACAUCUAAAGCGAUUUUCUUAUAGUCGUUACAUGAGAGACAAAUUGGAUACCUUGGUUGAUUUUCCUAUCAAUGACUUGGAUAUGUCAGAAUUCCUAAUUAAUCCAAAUGCAGGUCCUUGCCGCUAUAAUUUGAUUGCUGUUUCGAACCACUAUGGAGGGAUGGGAGGAGGACACUAUACUGCUUUUGCAAAAAAUAAAGAUGAUGGAAAAUGGUACUAUUUUGAUGAUAGUAGUGUCUCAACUGCAUCUGAAGACCAAAUUGUGUCCAAAGCAGCAUAUGUACUCUUCUACCAGAGACAAGAUACUUUCAGUGGAACUGGCUUUUUUCCUCUUGACCGAGAAACUAAAGGUGCUUCAGCUGCCACAGGCAUCCCAUUAGAAAGUGAUGAAGAUAGCAAUGAUAAUGACAAUGAUAUAGAAAACGAAAACUGUAUGCACACUAACUAA